UUGACGUGGUUUGCGGAGAGCGAUCCGUGUGAACUGUGCCCUCCUCCCGGGCUUCUCUCGCGCAACACAGAUACCGUUUCCUCGCGCAUCUCCUUGCACAACGUCGCGCGCUCACGGGCCCCUCGCGGAGAGACAGACGUCACUGCUGUCAGUUUGUGGCCGUUCGUCACAUCGGUGGGUUUCAGUUCGACUGAGAUGCAGCUCAGACCCGCAGCCUUCUCGCAGAGCGCCUCGUUUUCUCGUCUUUCGUUUCAAACCACGACUACCGGUGAAGACAAAAACGGGAAUGAAUCACGGAACGCGACAAUCUAACGGUGGAACGAAGGAGAAGACGUCGCCGGAAUGACCCCUCAUCACAAAGAAACGCGUUUCCCCGCGCUGCGCUCGUGAAGCUCAUUCAACGGAUUCAAAGGGGAGCGCGAUCGAGCGGCUCUAGCUCACAACCAGCCGUCAAUCAUGCCGGUGCGACGAGGUCACGUCGCGCCACAGAACACGUUUCUCGGGAUUAUCAUCCGCAAAUUCGAGGGUCAAAACAAGAGAUUUGUCAUAGCCAAUGCACGUGUUCAGAACUGUGCCAUCAUCUACUGCAAUGACGCCUUCUGUGAGAUGACAGGGUUUUCCCGGCCGGACAUCAUGCAGAAGCCGUGCACCUGUGACUUCCUGCACGGACAGCUGACCAAGCGGCACGCUAUUGCGCAGGUAGCACAGGCUCUCCUGGGCUCGGAGGAACGCAAAGUAGAGAUCACCUACCACCGCAAGGACGGAUCAGACUUCCUGUGUGCGACACACAUCAUUCCGGUGAAGAACGAAGAGGGUGUUGUCAUGAUGUUCAUCUUGAGCUUCGAUUACGUGUUGAAAGAGGGCAGCAUGGAUUCAUUAGACCGACUCAACCACACCUCUCCAGCCAGACAAGAACCAAAAAAAGGACGUUUCUUUCGUUUUCGUCUGCCUGCACCGCUGAGCAUGCUGGGAGUGAGUAAGCAAUCCCUUCCCCAGGAAGACCCGGAUGAGGUGACCAUCCAUUCGGCCGAUCAGAAUGAGAAACGCUCUUCCUGCUCAUCAUCUGUCUCUCUUUCCCUCUCUCCACGUGAACUCCACCCACCCACCGGUGAGAGCUGCAGCCCCUCCUACGGAAACGACACUUGGGCUUUGAUUGGCCAGAAUUAUCUGGGCUCAUGCUCACCGAUCUCAGGGCCACAAGAUCACUCGUCUCCACGGGGCCCUUGGGAACGGGUGGACCCCCAGGAGCCUGUGCCGACUGCAUCCAGGAGAGCAUCACGGGCCAGUAUGUGCACGUUUAGGAGAGUAUCAUCUACACAAGAUUUAGAAGGACUCAGCGCGCAUACACAAAGGACGUACCGCGAUCGCCAUGCUAGUGAAGGUCCAUUUAAUCAGAUCAAGUCCAGCAUUUUGGGUUCCACGUCUGAUUCAAACCUCACUAAGUACAGCACCAUCAACAAGAUCCCUCUCAUCACUCUCAACUUCUCAGAGACCAACAAUGACAAGCGAGCAUCAUCUCCGCAUUCCUCAGAGAAAACCAUCAUCGCACCAAAGGUCAAAGAUCGAACACACAACGUCACAGAAAAGGUCACGCAGGUGUUGUCGCUAGGCGCCGACGUUCUUCCAGAGUAUAAGCUUCAGACGCCACGCAUCGACAAGUUCACCAUCCUACACUACAGCCCCUUUAAGGCAGUCUGGGAUUGGCUGAUUCUGCUGCUAGUCAUCUACACCGCUGUUUUCACACCCUACAGCGCGGCCUUCCUCCUCAACGACGUGGAGGAGCAGAAGAGACGAGAGUGUGGCUAUUCCUGCAGCCCGCUCAAUGUGGUGGACCUCAUAGUGGACAUCAUGUUUAUCGUAGACAUUCUUAUAAAUUUCAGGACUACGUAUGUUAACGCCAACGAAGAGGUAGUUAGUCAUCCGGCUAAGAUAGCAGUGCAUUACUUCAAGGGAUGGUUCUUCAUAGACAUGGUGGCAGCCAUACCGUUUGACCUGCUCAUAUUUGAGGGAGGAUCAGAAGAGACCACGACUCUGAUUGGCCUGCUAAAGACUGCCAGACUGCUCCGAUUGGUCCGUGUGGCACGGAAGCUGGAUCGUUACUCAGAGUACGGGGCAGCUGUCCUAAUGCUCCUCAUGUGUAUCUUCGCACUGAUCGCUCAUUGGUUGGCUUGCAUAUGGUAUGCGAUCGGCAAUGUGGAGAAGCACUAUCUGGAUCACACAAUCGGCUGGUUGGACAAUCUAGCCAUAUCUAUCGGCAAGCAGUACAAUGGCACCGACCUCUCCUCAGGCCCCUCAAUCAAAGACAAGUAUGUGACAGCACUGUAUUUCACAUUCAGCAGUCUGACCAGCGUGGGCUUUGGAAACGUGUCGCCAAAUACCAACUCAGAGAAGAUCUUCUCCAUCUGUGUCAUGCUCAUUGGCUCUCUGAUGUAUGCUAGUAUCUUUGGGAAUGUGUCUGCUAUAAUUCAGCGACUGUACUCAGGAACAGCUCGGUACCAUCUGCAGAUGCUUCGGGUCAAAGAAUUUAUUCGCUUCCACCAGAUCCCUAACCCGCUGAGACAAAGACUGGAGGAGUACUUCCAACACGCAUGGACAUAUACCAAUGGCAUCGACAUGAACAUGGUACUGAAGGGCUUUCCAGAGUGCCUGCAGGCUGAUAUCUGUCUUCAUCUGAAUAAAACUUUGCUCCAGAGCUGCAAAGCUUUCCGCGGUGCGACCAAAGGAUGCCUACGGGCACUGGCAAUGCGCUUUAAGACCACUCAUGCCCCACCGGGUGACACGUUGGUGCAUUGCGGGGACGUUCUCACGGCUCUCUACUUUGUGGCAAGGGGAUCCAUCGAGAUUCUCAGAGAUGACAUAGUGGUGGCCAUCCUGGGUAAGAAUGAUAUUUUUGGAGAGAUGAUUCAUCUGUACGCCAAACCGGGGAAAGCCAACGCAGAUGUUCGAGCACUGAGCUACUGUGACCUCCACACCAUCCACAGAGAGGAUCUUCUGGAGGUUCUGGACAUGUAUCCUGAAUUCUCAGACUACUUCCUGUCCAAUCUGGAGCUCACGUUUAACCUGCGUGAUGAGAAUGCUAAGGGAGCCACGGCUUCUCAGAGGAACCUUUACACAGCCGUGAGCGACUCAGAAGACACAGAAGACCCUGACGUCAGAACCAAACCCUGCUUUAAGAGGGACCGCUCCGCAGGUUCUCCGAGCAGACCGAGCGGGACAGAGAGGGAGAGGGGAAGAGAUCAAGAGGUUCACACGUUACCGGGAGAGGAGGAGGAUGAGGAGGAAGAGGAGGAGGAAGAGGAGGGUGAGGAAGGGACAGCGAGGCCUUUGAAUCAAUCCAUUCCUGUCAACCUGAACACCAUCCCUGACACAUACUCUAAAGAUUGUGUUGAAAACAAUCUGUUUUGCAAAGAUGUGUGUGUUGAAGAAUGGCCUUGUGGGAAUGCAGAUGACUCAGCGAAAUCUCAGGACAGAGAAGGAGGAGAUGACUGUGAAAGUGACAUCACAUUCGGCGAAAUGGAGCAAAGACUGGAUCUACUGCAGGAACACCUAAACAGGCUGGAGGAGCAAAUGACAUCAGACAUCCAGGCUAUUUUACAGUUGCUCCAGAGGCAGAGCACUCUGGGACCUCCAGCGUACAGUACUGUUGCUGUCAGUCCGGACUACCACAAACCUGUGCAGCCCGUCACUGCCAUGCAGACGCAGAGUGAUGAUCUAGAGAACGCCUGCAAAGCCAAAGACUCCAACCCUGCCGUUACCAGGGAGAUGACCUCUGACGUCAGCACGACGACUCUACUGGUGACGGAGCCAGAGUGGGAGGCGGGACCCAACAGGCCCUCCUCUGAUCCUGGCCUUCCAGGGCAGCAACAUAAGGUCAAAGGUUAUAGUUUCAUGGUCGUGAAACAGAAUCCAAUAACAACAGAAUUCCCAGGGGCAGGUACAGUAAGAGCAGUGUUUAAUCGUGAGGCUUGAGUUGUCAUAUUCAGAACGCCACAUAGAGGAGUCACACUUCUGUAUGCUUUCAUGUAACUAUGCAUAGACAGAACAAAAUCAACAGUAAGCUCAAACUCCUCCCUUCAAAA
Messenger RNA from Labeo rohita (rohu), 4079 nucleotides. It is a transcript of the gene kcnh7a, whose product is annotated as potassium channel, voltage gated eag related subfamily H, member 7. Gene Ontology annotation, biological process: potassium ion transmembrane transport; regulation of ventricular cardiac muscle cell membrane repolarization; membrane repolarization during action potential. Gene Ontology annotation, cellular component: membrane. NCBI's taxonomy places the organism in Eukaryota, Metazoa, Chordata, Actinopteri, Cypriniformes, Cyprinidae. Gene Ontology annotation, molecular function: inward rectifier potassium channel activity. The record is from RefSeq and is a predicted model, not a curated record.